Messenger RNA from Amoebophrya sp. A25, 4792 nucleotides. The record is from the annotation of a GenBank genome assembly. NCBI's taxonomy places the organism in Eukaryota, Dinophyceae, Syndiniales, Amoebophryaceae.
CACAGACUGAAAUCCGAGAUUUUCCGAGAUAUCUGGAGCGAGAGAAACGCCGAGAAGUAAUUACAUAAAAAUGAAGAUGUGGUGGCCUAGUGUUUGGCGUGAUAGGUAAUACACAUCUUGAAUUUAUUGAAGAAUCUUGAUGGCAAAAUGUCCUUUCACUGGUCUCCACAUGAAACAACGACAGGCACAGGCAGGCGUGAGCAGGUAACUGCAUGGAGAAAAUUUUUUAGAAUCAAUUUCUAGAAUGCACUUACACGAUAUGAAGUUUUACACUGUAUUCGCUCUAUCAUGGUCUGAGUUCUACGAUCACUCAUCUUUACUGGUCAACAGAUUCAUACUAGUCUUCAUAUGACAACAGAUAACUGGGAGUUUGUUCGAUUGUUUGUGUAUGGUAACUAAGUUGAUCAAUCAAUCAACCGAUCGCGAUCGUUCUUUUUGAGAAUAUAGCAAGAACAUGUCGAACGUUAGGCAUGCUCGAAAGCCCCCAGACCGCACGCGGUCAAAGUUGCGACUUGGUAAGCCUCCCAUAGACCCGAAUAUCCAGGAUUUUGAUCUCCUAACGAGCCCCCGCCUAAAUGCUCGUGCACAUGCCAGACUCGCGCGCUUCCGCAAGAAUACAGAGGUGCUCUACUUUUACUAGAGUUUUACUUUCUAUACCAUCACGAGCUCGACAUCGUCUAUAAGUUUGAAUAUGAUUAGAGCUGGAUGACUAGCUUGUCAGUCUCAAGGUCACGUCGUUGUCAGCACGGUAUUGUAGGCUAUGUGAGAGAGACAUGCACGUUGGAAGACUGUAACUAGAAAAUCUUCAACAACAAACAAUACAGGAUUUUCUGUCACUAAUGGAGCACUCAGCGACAAGCGACGAAGAUGAAAAUGAUAAUGAGCCUCUGUUUGGUCGUUCUGAUACUCCUGAACGUUUUCAGUCCGCACCAUUUUCGUUGCCGACUAUUAUGGCUUUCAUGUAAUUGUGGAUUCUUCGUUUACCUGCAAGAAUAGAAGUAGUAGUGUUUUUUGCGCUGCUUGUUGUGAAUGAUUAAGAACAGGGAGUAUCGCCGCACUCACUUUCAAUUUCAUCAUGAAUUAUCAGCAAUGAAUCUUCUUCUUUCUAGUUCCCUCGAUUUUACUAGUCCGAUUUUCGACGCAAGAGUGAUGUGAAUUCAGCCUGAAUUAACUAAUGCAGGAAAGGGACGAUCUUCAGUCUCCCUAACUACUUGCUGAACUUACCCCCCCGAAUGGGUAAACUACUACUACUAGUCAUGUUUUAGGGUUCGAGAUAACCGGUCAUACCUACUGACGAGCUCUAAUAAGAAAGGAAGUCGGACGAGCUUCGACAGUUCAACGCUUCCAGGAGCACUGCCAACAACGGUGGGCGGCGGCAACAACUUACGGAACACCUACGUACUUUGCGUGGCUCGAACUCGAUCUUCACAGCAUACGCAUAUCCGCAUUCUGGGUUUUCUGAGUCUUAUCUAAUAUCAAGUCUAAGCAAUGAUCUAGAAUGUAGGUAUCAUAUGUUUAUGUGUGAAGAGCUGAAUGUAUCUGCUCGGAAGUGUGGCGUCAAUAUGCUAACCAAGACUUCUAAGUAUGAUCGAUGACAUCCCAGAUUCCCCAGCCGAGGCACCAUACGGGCAGGGCGACAUAGUUGUGCCUGUGUGUGGGGGUCCAGAGACAAAAAAUGGAGGGAAAUAUGUUGUUGAGUCGGAUGGCGAAAAGGCGAGAUCAACGAGCACUGGCAGUAGCAGAUCCACACCCCUUAAUGGCGCUGCUCCCGGUGCAAUCAAUAAUGCCAAUGCCCAAGAAGAGAAGGGGCCGUCAUUAAGCAAUUCUAGCAGCGGCACUAAUAAAGUAGCCCCAGCAGCUUCAGAUCAGGCCGAAAACAAUGCUAGUACGGUAGAGAAUUUCCGAGACACACCACAGAGAGGCGACUCCGGUGCGGAUGGCUUGACGAGAUCCUGUUCCUCCGAUUCUUCCCUACGACGGAACUCCAGCUUGCCGACGAAACGCUCCUCCCAGCAGUCCCUAGUGAAACGGCGCAUGUCUUCCCCGGGCAUUCUGAAGGAUUCAGAGGAAAAGAAGUGCCUAGUUUUGGGCGGCCGGUCGGUAGUCGGUGGAAACGAUGAAAUUCACGAUUUCCACGGAUUUCGCAAACAAAAUGCCAAGGAAGUGAUCCGCACGUUGCGGAAGACCCUAGAAGCAGCUGACCAACCGAACAUCGCUUCUGGCCGGAGCCUCAUCGACAUGCUUUUUGGUUCCCCGCAUGGCAUCCCACAAACCAAUUUAGAGGACGACAGUCUGCAGGACUGGUAUAUUUAUUAAUUUUAGACUUGAUCUUCAUGAUCAUGUUCAACUUCAGAGACUAUCUGUCAAGUCAGCUGCAUGAGUAAUCGAGAUCGCUUCAACCUGCGCAUUAUUCUGAUUUACCUUGCGCCGACAUCAUCUAUCCCACUCAUAUUGAUAAUCGAUGCAUUUCAGAAAUGAUCACAAAAAAGCAAAAGUCUCUAAUAUUCUUGUUUGUUUUGUUUGUUUGUUUUGAUGCGCUCUGGGCGACGCGUACGAUCCCGCCGGUACGCGACGCGUACUAAUAUUCUUCUAGAGAAGAUGACGAAGUAAAGUAAUAAGAAGUGUGCGGUGCUGAGUGUCCUCGAUCUCAAUAUGUAUCGAAAGGUAUAGAAAAACUGCUGGAUUGCAUACGGUGCAAAAAUGGUUGGAAAACUACCAGAAGCAUCCGUACGGAUGGGGAGCCUUGAUGAUGAUUCACGGGACCGAUGAGGUCUGCUUCCGCUUGCGCACAAAAGUCGAGAAUUACGCAGUAUACGCCGCACUCUUUGUAUCUGCCAGCAUCGUGCUGAUGCUACAGCCAGUAGAUCGUGUCUCAAGAGCGUGCGAAUUCGCAAAACCAGAACAGCUCAUGAAAGACGGUAGAAUGUUGCACUAAUUUUUAGUUGCACUUCCUAACUACGUUUCCAGGUGGGUUUCUACUAACUAGAUUCGUUUCUGAAUGGAGGUCAUCCUUAGUCCUUCUCGGGAUUUACCCCGUCUCCUCCUUUCCAGGAUAAUAAUUGUAGAAUCAUUCAUAUUGAUUGUAAGCGUACACUUUCCCCCUAUCCUCCUGGUCGACACCACUAGGCAAUAGUACGUGUUCAGGAUCUGUGUCAAAACCAUUGUCGUGGCUGAAAACACGGCAGGUGAUCCUUUUUGGUUUGUUUGCCAUGUGCAGACAAGGAUGUAUUUUUACGGCCUCGCGUUUGCCACGGCUGCGCAUAUUCUCGCGAUUUUGUUGGCGAUGGCCUUUAUCAACGCUUUUAAUGAGGCUGGCCGUGACUGUGAUAUCAUUCGCAUGUUUGGAGAGGGAAAGGGGUAUUUGGCAACCGUAAAAUGUGAACGCGCGUUUACGUGUGGUCUCUUAGCGCUGGGUUUCGCUGUCUUCUCCACUUUGUGGCUCUAUUAAGGCAUCAACAUUUUCUUCUAAAUCAAUCGAGAGUCUUGGGGCCCUGUGAUGAGUCUGUAGCUGCCACUAAAAUUGUUGCCUUUGUUACCAGUUUAUACUUGUGAUGAAAACUGGAAUCUCUCCCUGCUUCUAAAUCUCACAUUUUGCAACUACUUACGUGGUCUCAACACAUUCAUGAGUAAAAAGAUCAUCACAACUUUUUUCAAAUGCGAUGCAUGAAGAGUCUAAUCUUUUUUGUCCAUAUUCGACGCGAUUUUCAUCGUGCUCCUGUGGGUUUUCGUGGGGUAUCGGAGGAUCUACGUGCCGACUGUGAACUUGUUGUUUAGUUCAAGUUCGCUGAUUCACUAUUGGCGGUGGGGAAGAGGACAUCGAAGCGGACGCGACCCCUUUAUUCUGGACGUGCCCAUGGAGAGGCUACAGCAAAAGUGUGCGAUCGCGAGGAUGAUUCACGCGGGUGUGUCCACAAACAUGGACACGGAGGAGGACGCGGAGAAACAGAACUUGUGGGAGAGCUAGCUGGGUAUAACAAUACGCAUACCUUCAACGACACGGGACACCAGUGGUAGUUCUAGUCAAACUCGCAGAAGAUGCUAUGCUUUUGAUGAUCUAGCCAUUCGAAGAGGGCUAGCCGUCUUCAGUCUAUGUGGACCUGGACUACUCCUGCUUUGAAGUGAUUACAUCACGUUCUGGGGCCACAUAGCACGCAUAACAACAUAGAAGAGGGUCGAGUCCCUAGAUUUUCGCAUGGCAUGAUGAAGGAGGAAAAAAAAUUCAUUGAGUACAACUUCCAGGAAAGAACAAAAGAAUCGAGCCCAUAAAUUGUUUCAGCACGAGUUUUUAGAACUUGUGUAAGUACACGGAGACGACCACUAUGGCAAGAAAAAGUAGAGCAUAGAAGUGCGCAUCGAUCCCAAGGUAGCUUUCCGACGUGCAUCAACAUAGAUACUUAGGUUAUUACAAGAACCACCUCGCGAUUGUACAGAGACUGUCAUAGUUGGCGCAUGACUCUACUAUACUUUAUAUUCGUUGGACAACUUCUAUUGAAAACUGCAUGUCAUGCUAAUUCCACUAAGCACCGUUAGUGCUGUCGAUUUUCCGUGAUGCAAUCGAUCAGACAUCUUCAUACUGAAUUUAUCUAGAUAUUGCAACAUCACUUCUUCUGCUCGAACUCAGCUGGACUUGUAGUUGUACAGAUGUUGUACAGAAGAUGAACAUAUUAGAUCGUGCAAAUCAUGACUGGCGCCGUCUUGAACGAGACCCCUAUAUCCUCUCCUCCUCAAAAAUGAAAGCCAAAAGAAUAUGACGAAGGUGGUUGCACUCGAGUCACCACACGGUGAAGUCCGG